AUGAGCCAUUUCAACAAUAGUGGCGGCUUCAGCGACCUCUUUGAGGAUCAACCUGGUCAAGAACCAGUCAGCAGCAACACAGACAAGAAUGAAGACAAGACCCCACCGAACAAUGCCUUCGCAACCAUGGAGCACUCGGCCACUGCUGCCGACGCGGUAGCUGCCUUUCAAGAGAGCAUGCACGUCAAGUUUUCUCCUUUUAUUACCAUCAUGGGAGAAGAGACUAAUGAAGACCGUUAUGGCGAUGAAGAAGAGUCAAUGAAACUGGAUGGGAUCUUUGGUGCAUCCAACUCUUCGACCAUCAGUGGAAACUUCCUCUCCAACAGCCCUGUUGGUGGGGGUUUUGCCUUAAAUUCUCCCACUAAUAGCACUAAUAGCUCUGUCAGCAGCACGGAAAGUCGAAACAAACAGACACGCAAUCUGCAGGAGAGCUGGAACGUCUACCGACAAAAGAAAGAAGAAAGCAAAUCAAAGAAGAGACAGCAACAAAUGCUUGGGUCCUUCCACAUUGAAAAAGACAACGACAACGAUCCAGGCAUGGAUGGAAGCCAAGGAAGUCAUGGCUUGCUAUCCAUGACGGAAAAGGGGUUAGGGUCCUUUGGAGAUUUCGCAAAUUGGGAUGCCUCUGCUACCUCUGCGGCGUCCUUCACAGCAGGAUCUGCCGUAGCGCCGUUGAACGAGGAAACCGAAAUGGCCCCUCUAGACGAGCAGGAGGAUGAAGACGACGGGCAGGAAGACGAAUUUGCGGAAGAAACGACAAUGCUCUCCUCAGAGGUAGAGGCGUCAGACACUGCAUCCGUGGAACAGUCACUCCCUCAAUUGGAGCAAUCCUUCUCGGUCUUUAGUUUGUUGGGAGUGGGGUCAAUGCACUCGACAACGUCUGCUGUUGCUCCUAACGCUGCAAGUGCGACGACUCACACCACCACAACCACAACCACAUCGGAAAGCAAUCGACAGGCUAUGCAACACAGCUUUCGACAGCAAAGCAUGGCCAGUUCUCGCUUGAUCAAUGCUUCUGAUCACACCCAUGCAACUCACGCGGCAAAUGCAAUUGACGCAACCACUGCCGUCGUGAUCCCACAAGUACUCCCAGAAGAAACCUCUAGUAACUUGCGAGUUGAAGUCGACAGUUCAGAACUAGUGGAUGUGGAACUGGACGACCCCGACGAUAAGGAGAAAGAUGACAAAGAAAGCGAAGAUACCGAAAAUGAAUCGGUCAUGUCGACUAGUGAGCAUGAUGAGGGGGCGUCGUCGGUGGACAAGGCUGAGAAAACGGAACGGCAAGUUCGCCGGACUUUGCUCUUUUCCAUUCUGGCGGCUUGCGGGGUCCUUGCACUAGGAAAGCUUAUCAGCUAUUGGUGCUCGAAGUGCUCUCGUGGUGGGAGCGAAGAAGCCGACGUUGCAGGGGAGGUCGUGGGAGAUGCAGGCGACGUCAUUACGGCGACAACAGUUGGCCCAUCAGGAUCGGAGCAAUUCAUGGUGGCAGGGAAUGCCGCGGCUGGACAAGCCCAGGCUACAGCGAUAGCAGCACAAACCAUGGCAGUCGCGGCUGGCCAGAAUGCUGCUGGGACAGCUGCGUUGGCUGGAUCCGCUGCUGCAGCAGCAUCGGCUGCAACUUCAGCAGGAAUUGUAGGCACGGCAGUCUCUUUGGUUGCCACAUCCUCCACUGUGGCUCAAACUGGAAUGGCCAUUGGCGCUGUAGCGGUAGUUACCGCUGCUGUCACUGGCAGCGUUGUCUUGACCGAAACCAUGAUGGCUGCUUCCAAUAAUGAGACUGUGGCCGCACAAAACGUGACUGCAAACAUCUCUUUGAAUGGCACUUCGGCUGUUUCAACGUGGAACGAUACUCAGGCGUCGUCCUUCGACGGCAGUAGCAUCUUGGACAACAUGUUUGGUCCUGACUCGCAAAUCUGUGACCUAACCUUGGCCGAAUACAAGGAGGGACGCAUCAGGCUGGUGAUGGAGGGAAUCCCAAAUGACGACGACUUCGUAGCCAAUCACACCACAGUCCUAGAAGAUAUUUUCAUUGAUGUCUACAAUGGCGUUACGAACUUGUGCGAGGGCAAGUAUCAGAGAAUUGGACAGGACGCUGUUCUUGCCGAUUGGUCGUUUAUUGAUGCAGCUGAUACGACGUUCCUGUCAACAAAGUUCCACGUGGUUAUCAGCUGUGUGGGCUGCGACGACAUUGAGCCGUUGUUUCUAGACAUUGAGGGCUGCAAUGGACACGGCGAUGAAGAGCUAUGUCGUCGUCGUUUGCAAGAAGGGAACCUGGAUGUCUUCAGUUCAAAUUACGAAGAGAAAGUGAACGAACAUUUUGCGUCGGCAAAUGAAAUCAAGGAAGUGGUCGUCAAUUAUGUUUCAACUGAAGGGCCUGAUGGAAACCCCAUCGAAGAGUUCACCAGACGUGUUCCAGACGUUGCAACAGGGUCGCCACCAGUCGAGCCAGCACAGGAUCAACAGACUUGGGGCGAUGACGGGUCUGAAAGUACUCUUAGUCCAAGCAGCACGGUGCCAGAUGCGGCGUCCACAUCUACAUCGGUGCCAUCUGCGGCGACCACGUCCACAUCCACAUCGGUGCUAUCUACUGCGUCCACAUCGGCGCCAUCAGCUGAUAACACCGUUUUCUCGAAAACAUCUCCACCUUCAAGCUCCGGAGCAUCAUUUGACGCGCUGGCAGCUGCUCUUCAGGGCUAUGGCGCCACAGCGCCGGAGGAGGAACCCCGUUACACUUGCUGUACUUCCGUAGAGCCAGAAUGGGUAGACAUGAAGGGCGAGAUCGUUUGUCCAGACGAAAUAUGCUGUGUUGUCUGUGCGAUGGCCUUUGUCCCAACCACCCAUGCUACGAUCACUGAAGCCCCAAAAACGAUGUCCCCAACAACGCAUCGUCCCGAUGAAUCAGAACCUAUAGCACCCACAACGUUACCACCCAUCAUGCCGGUACCAACUCAGGUGCCUGUUGUGUUGGCUGCAGCGACAGACCAUCCGACCACUGCGAGCGCUCCUCGAGAAAAGCCAUUUUUUUGCUGCACUGUUGUUCUUGACCCAACUUAUCAGGAUCUCCUCGGGGAAAUUGUGUGCCCCCCUGGGUUGGAGGAAGAAUGCUGCAUCGUGUGCGCAACGGAUUCGAAGGCAGGAUCAAACGCUUCGCCCAAUGCACCUCCGCAUGCAAGCAACUCAGGAGGGUCAAAUAACCCCCCUAAUGUGCCUCCACAUGCCAGACCUCCGCAUGCCAGGCCUCCGCAUUCCAGUGCUUCGCAGACUUUGUCUCCAACAUUUCUGGCAUCACCAUCAGAAUCACCUUCAACUCUCUCCCCGCACGCAAACUCAACGGCUUCACCAAGCUCUUCAAGUGCCCGGACCGAAAAUGAUGCAGCUGUGCCUUGCUGUUCUUAUAUCCAGCCAGAAUUCAAGAGUUUGGUGGGCUUAGAGGUUUGCUCGCCAAACAGCGACGAGGGUUGUUGCAUCGUCUGCACUCAGAGCCCAACGUCUUUGCCAUCAACAGCUGGUCCAACGGUGACAGACGGCAGACCAAGUGCAUCUCCAACUACUGGAGCACCAACAACUCAGCAGCCUUCCACCGCAGACCCAACCUCAGCAUCACCCAGUACCUUGGGGCCCACAACUGCUGGUCCAACCGUGACAGCCGGCAGACCAAGUGCAUCUCCAACUACUGGGGCACCAACAACUCAGCAGCCUUCCACCGCAAACCCAACCUCAGCAUCACCCAGUACCUUGGGGCCCACAANNGCUGGUCCAACCGUGACAGCCGGCAGACCAAGUGCAUCUCCAACUACUGGAGCACCAACAACUCAGAAUCCUUCCACUGCAGACCCAACCACAGCUGCACCCAGUACCUUGGGGCCCACAACAGCUGGUCCAACUGUGACAGCGGGCAGACCAAGUGCAUCUCCAACUACUGGAACCCCCACAACUCAGAACCCUGCAACUGGAAGCCCAACAGUUCCUUGUGCUUACAAUGAGGUCACCACAAAUUAUUACAUGGGAUUCACGUCUGACACUUCAGCUUUGGGAGAUUUGGCUCUUGAUGUGGCAUUCAUGACAGCUUAUGCAACAUUGUCGAAAUCAGGUUGCUCUGCUGUCCUUGUUGAUGCUUCGGUUUCAAGAAGAUACAACAUGAGACAACUUCAGAGUGGUCAUAACCAGAUUGAGUUUGCGGUGACCACAGCACAGACCAACACAAAUCCAUUUUUGGCCAAUGAUGACGACAAGACUGCUUUUAUACAGGCAAUUUCUCGUUUAACUGGUUUCACAGCAGAGUAUCUCAGGGAUUAUCUCACCACUUCUGCUCCAACUCUGGCACCAUCAUCGCUGAGUCCCACAGUUAUCCCAGGUAUGCCAAGUGCAAGUCCAACAACAGGGACACCAAGUUCAAGCCCGAGUCAAGUUCCAAGCACUCCCCCCUCACCAAUGCCAAGCACCAUUCCAAGUACCUCAAACAUUCCAAGCCCUGCUCCCAGUCAUAGCCCAAGUAUGGAUAAUACUCUGAGCACAACCCCCAGCUAUUAUCCAAGUUCGCCGCCAAGCAUUAGCGAGGCACCACUCUCAUCUCCCAGUGCUGGCCCCUCUUCCGGUGUAGCUCCCAGCACUACAACAUCUCUGGCUAGUGGCAGUCCUUCAACCAGCACUGGGCCAAGUUUGUCGCCAACCACAAGUGAGGCCCCCAGUUCAUCUCCCAGUGCUGGUCCCAGCAUUGCCGCAACUCUGGCUAGUGUCAGUCCUUCAACCAGCUCUGGGCCAAGUUUGUUGCUAGCCACAAGUGAGCCCCCCAGUUCAUCUCCCAGUGCUGGCCCCUCUUCCGGUGUAGCUCCCAGCACUACAACAUCUCUGACUAGUGUCAGUCCUUCAACCAGCUCUGGGCCAAGUUUGUUGCCGAGCACAAGUGAGGCCCCCAGUUCAUCACCAUCUGUGGGUCCUAGUGUUUCCACAAGUGCUCUUGCCAGUUCCGCCCCAUCUGAUUCUGCAGCACCCAGUGCAUCACCAUCUUUGGGUCCCAGAGUUUCCCCAAGUACACUUGCCAGUUCCACCCCUCCGAGUCUGCAGCCCCCAGUCAUCGCCAUCUUGGGUCCUAGUGUCUCCCCAAGUACCUUCUUUAGCCAGUUCCACACCAUCCGAGUCUGCAUCCCCCAGUGCAUCACCAUCUUUGGGUCCCAGUGUUUCCCCAAGUACACUUGCCAGUUCCACACCAUCCGAGUCUGCACCCCCAGUGCAUCACCAUCUUUGGGUCCCAGUGUUUCCCCAAGUACACUUGCCAGUUCCACCCCAUCCGAGUCUGCACCCCAGUGCAUCACCAUCUUUGGGUCCAGUGUUUCCCCAAGUACACUUGCCAGUUCCACCCCAUCCGAGUCUGCAGCCCCCAGUGCAUCGCCAUCUUUGGGUCCUAGUGUCUCCCAAGUGCACUUGCCAGUUCCACCCCAUCCGAGUCUGCAGCCCCCAGUGCAUCACCAUCUUUGA
Molecule: messenger RNA, 5472 nt
Organism: Seminavis robusta
Lineage: Eukaryota; Bacillariophyta; Bacillariophyceae; Naviculales; Naviculaceae
Source: the annotation of a GenBank genome assembly